Molecule: messenger RNA, 1551 nt
Organism: Rotaria sp. Silwood2
Lineage: Eukaryota; Metazoa; Rotifera; Eurotatoria; Philodinida; Philodinidae
Source: the annotation of a GenBank genome assembly
AUGCCGUCUCAUUCGUCUUCAUCUAGUUGCACGUCAAAAAAUUCCAAUCGUGGUUCCAGUGGUAAAUCACAAAGUCGUCAUAAUCGUAAUGUUCGUUUAGAAGAACAAAAUAAUAAUUAUCGACGCAAUUAUCGUCCAUUUACAAUUCCAUCAUCAUUUUACAAUAGUGUACAUGUUCAUCGAUUCACAACAAUUGAUAUUAUGUCUACAUUGAUCAAUCAUUUUGAAUCAUGUUAUAGAUAUUCAAUCGACACUGAAUCAGAUCGAUUAACAAAUGAAUUAUCACUUAUUCAAGUUCAUUCUAUUCCUCAAACUUUACCAUCAUUUAUUGUGUUAUUUGAACUUAAUCAUCUUCCUCCAAUUGACACAUUAUUGUAUGAAAAAAUUCAAUUAUUAUUUUGUGUUUUAUUUCGUUUAGGAAAUAUUAUUUUUUCUUGGGGAUCGAUAUCUGAUGAAUUAAAACCUGCUGUUCGCAUGAAUUUAUUUACAUGGCCAUCGUUGGCAUUAUUGAUUAAUUUACAAGAUGAAUUUCCUGGUUGGUAUAGCAGGGCACAGCCUUCUUGUAAGGUUUGUAGUCCGGUUCAAUUAUCGACUACGAUUAUGUCUUCGAAAUCUUCAUGUACCUGUUCGAAUAAUUCUCCUUAUGUUAAUCCGGGAGAAAAAUGGUCAUUACAGAAUGCAAUUCGGUAUACUGUUAAUCGUUUUCUUGAUAAAUCAUCAACAAGAAAAACUUGGAGCAUUAUGUUAGAUCCUAAUUAUUCACCAUUAUCAUCGUCUGAACAACAUCAACGAAUUCAUUAUGCAACUUCCGAUUGCUUUGCCGUCACAUUUUUACAUCAAGCAAUCUAUGAAAAAUGGUCAAUAACUCAACUUCGUGAAACAGAAUUAAUAUCAUUAUUUACUUCGAAUGCUCCACCUUAUUCUUCAUCAUCAUUUUCAUCAACUUCAUUAGAAGAUAUUUCUGAAGAUGAAAAUGAAACAAAAGCAACAUCAUUAUCUAUUUCAAAUGCUCCACGUCAUUUACCAUUACCUUUAUCAACCUUAUUAGAAAAUAUUUCUGAAGACGAAAAUGAAGAAGGCGAAGACGAAAUAUUUGUUUCAUCUCUUUCUAGGCAUUAUGAUACAAAUACAUUAAUUAAUUCAACUCGGCAUGUUGAAAUUGAACCUCUUAUAGUCUCUAAUGUUGUUACUAUAGAACCUACGUCAUUAAAUCAACAAUUAUCUACAAAUGAACCACCUCAAUUACGUCGAAAUUGUCGUUCAUCAUCAGCACGAACACGUCGUAAUCACAAACGCAAUAAGGUCAAACGUUUACAUCGGGAUCAACAUCUUAUUCUUCGUAAAAUUUAUCACCGAUUCAACCUUCACCAGAUCAAGAACAUCCUUCGUAAUCGUGAUGUUCGAUAUGUUCAUUUAAAACUCGAUAAAUCUUCACAAGUUUUAUCAAUUGGAAUGAAAAAAUCAUCGUUGGUGGAUUUAUAUUUCGAUCGAUUACCUGGUGAUUUAUUUGACAAAGAACAUUAUCAACAAUAUCGACAACAUGAACAUUGA